CCCCGGAACCGAGCCUUCUUCCGUGUGAGCCCGGCGAGCCUUGCCGCGGAUGACCUGCCCGGAGUGCUCCGCGCCGCACCAGGCUUGCCAGGGUUCGCGGCGAGACAUGCCCGAGUCAGGUGCUGCACCGACCUCGACUUAUCUGUAAGCAGUGGAAGGAACCAUGGUCAGUAAAGAAAGCGGCAAAUGUAUACUCACAACGUCGGAGAGUGAAGUGGAACCUGCCGCCUGCCUGGCCCUGGAGAUGAAAUAUGCCCUGGAUCCCAACCGGCAGAUUAAGAAACGGAACAAAGCCCUGCAGGUGCGGUUUAAGGAUAUCUGCGAGGCGCAGAAUGAGCAGAGGGACACACAGCUCUCGUCAGGACAGCCGGGUGAGAAGCGGGAGGCCAAGCCAGUAUCCUAUAGAGCAGCUUAUCGCAAAUACAUGACGGUGCCCGCCCGGAGGUCCAUCCCCAAUGUCACCAAGAGCACAGGCGUGCAGACCUCUCCGGACCUUAAGAAGUGUUACCAGACAUUCCCUCUGGACCGCAAAAAAGGGAAUCUCAAAAGCAUCCCAGCUGUGGAUCCCUUUAAAAGCCAAAACAAUGGGUUUCUAACAGACACUAAAGAUAAAAGUGAGGGAGGACACACGGAAGAGCCCCGACCAUGUGGCGCAGGCCGAGUCCAAAAGACGACAGCCUUGGUUUUCCACUCUAAUGAACACAUGAAUGCUGUGGAUCAGCCUUCUGGGGUCAACUGUGCAGAGCCAUGCAAAAACCCUGAUUUGCUUAGCUAUCAAGACGUUCCCCUCCAAAACUCCACUCGGCCUCCUGAAGAGCCUGAUUACCAGCUGCAUGGGAAAGCAAGGCAUGACAGGGGGACGCCAGACUCUGAGGAGCCGCCUCUGCCCACGCUCGGGAGGGUGUUUAAAACGGAGGUUGCCACCGUUUACGCACCUGCCCACAGUGCCCGGGCCACAGAGCCUGGCUUGUCAAACUCUGCCGCUGCAAGCCAGUGGUCCCUCUGCCCUGUAGAUGAGGAGCGGAGGAGAGCCGCACAUCUCAAUGGGCUCCAGGCGCCCCCAGGCACUGCCCUGGCCUGCUCACCCCCGAUGCAGUGCCUGUCCCCCGAAUGUAGUGAACAGACCCUGCAGACUCGAGCCCCAGCGGGGUUGGAGAGCCAGCCUAGUCCGACAGUGGUUGCUACAGGUGAUGAAUGCCAACAAAUCGUGCCUCAUACGGAAGUGGUGGACCUCAAAGCACAGCUUCAGAUGAUGGAGAACUUGAUCAGCUCAAGCCAAGAAACCAUCAAAGUGCUCUUGGGGGUCAUUCAGGAGUUGGAAAAAGGAGAGGCCCAUCGGGAAGGGCUUUCAUAUCGGACGGGGCAAGACACAGCUAAUUGUGAUACAUGCAGGAACAGUGCAUGCAUUAUCUAUAGUGUGGAGCUAGAUUUUAAGCAGCAAGAAGACAAACUCCAGCCAGUUCUGAGGAAACUCCAUCCUAUUGAGGAAACUCAGGUUGCACCUUCGCCUUAUUCUCAGGAGACUUACUCCUCAACUCCCAAGCAAAAAUCCAAAACUGAAUCUAAAAAGCAUGGAAGAUGGAAACUCUGGUUCCUUUAAAACUCAUGGUGUUUGGAGUCUCAAGGCCGUCUUUAAAACCCACUGGAGUUAAGUCAAUCCUUUUCCAAAAUGAAUAGGAUCAAGGCAACUGUGGUGCCAAUUUGGGCACCACCCACUUCUCGCCCUGUGUACCAAAAAGGCCUUUGUACCAACAGAUAAUUAAUAGGAGCAAGGUAUUAAAUGUGACACCUUGCCUGCUAUUCUUUGCAGUUCACUGAUGUGGGAUGUAAAAUCUGAAAUGAAACUUACCUAGUCACAGAUGAUAAGUGAAAAUUCUAUUCCCUUCUCCCCCAGAUCUGCGAGUAUUACGUUAUCAACCUGCAAAACAGCAGGCUCUCACUCUGUACACAGCGAAACUCAUAAUUAUUUUCAAGCCUUUAUUUUUUUUAAAUAAUGAGAAGAAAAAGCAAGCCUUAUGUUUGCAAAGGACUUCAUUUUUACGUUUCAUUUUGCAAAUAAGCAGGGGGUGAGUGCAAUUUUCAGCACAUCAAAUUCCGGAGAAAGCACAAUUUUUUCAAGUGGUCGGAGACCAUGAAUAAUCUCUAAAAUGUGACUAUAUGUAUAUUUGCCUUCAUGUGCUGUAGCGCUAAGCCAAGUGACCACAUCUCAGUGUCACGUUGACACCUCAAAUUUAGCAUCCUCUUCAUCUCCAGACCUACGACAUGUUUACUACUCAUUUUCCAAAUGGCCAGCAGCCAGGAGUCCCCCAAAGUCAGGAUAUGCCUUUAAUCACUGCAAGUUGACAGGGUCAGAGCUAUUGGACACUAAGCUUUCUUAGAUCUCGUUUUUAAUCUUUUGGUACCCAAAGGCCAAAUGAUAAAUUCUGGCAAGAAUUUGAAAACACACAUAGAGAUACACAAUGGAUAAUGCAGUCACCAAUAAAUCACAGGCAAUCAGUGCCAUCGCAGAAAGUGUUUUCAUGGAUCAACCCUCUGAGACAUUGUUCACCACCGUAAACGCAGCCAGACGUUUUAUACGAUUCGUUAUGCUUUGGAACAACCAUGGAAGACCUGACCAUCUCAAAGAGAAACAGUGUGUGUAGUUUAGCUGCUACCAAUGGACAAACUUAAUGUCGCCUACAUUUAACCUAUUAGUAAGUUGUACUAAACGACAUACUUAGGAGAAAGCUGUGAAACAAAUGUUUUUAAGUAUUUUUUAUCAACGGUAACACUUAGAGUUCUCUCUUGAUUACUCAUUGCAAUGUAAAUCUUAGUUCCUUUAUUUUUUCACUCAUUUCUUUGCACCUUUGCAAGUAUCUUUUUAUAGAAAUCAAAAUCCCCUAGUCUAUUAAUGACUUUGUCUAUCAAUUUUUUGCUUUUCACAAUAGGAAGUAGGGAUCUUAUUUUGCCUUUUUUUUGUACAACCUGAAUUUUGAAUAGUUUGUGAACAUACAGGAAAACCUAGUCUUCAAGUUUCUGUCCAGCAGUUUCAUAUCUACUUGUGUGCUGACAUGCACACCUCAUUGAUUAGAUGCCAAACACAAAGUGGCUAACCUUGGUCAAAGGAUCUCAACCUGCUUUUUUCAGAUUGGAGCUACUUCUUGCCAUGCAUUUUCCUCCUGAUUCAAGAGCAAAUCUAUUUUAGUUCUAAGUGUUUUGAUUCUACAAGGACCUAGUGAUUGGUAAUCAGAUCUAGACCUAAAAAAAUGCAAAGAGUAUAUUAUGUAUAUGGAGGUUACUUAAACAAAUAAUACUGCAGAUGUAUACUUUAAUUUAAACACACACACACACACACACACACACACAAACACACACACCUUUUUGCGGAAAUACUAUAUGAGGAUUCAAAUCCUGAAUAUCAGUAAAUAGAAUUGAGAAAUAUUUUGGGGUAAGAAUGAUGAGCAAGUUGAUCCUGUACCAUGAAGGAAGUGCAAUUGUUUCAUGUAGACUAAAAAUUUAAAAAUGUGUUUCAUGUUUUUUAUACUGUUUUUAACUAAAGUUAUAAAAAUGUUUGCAACAAGUUAUCACUCCUUAUGUUUUAAGAAUCUCAACUAUCUCAGUGAAUUGAAAUAAUGGUAUCAGCAGCUUUCUAAUUAGUACUACCAAUGUAUUUAAACAAGAAGACAGCCUAGUAGACAAAAAAGAAAAAAAAAAUCAUGGUUUCAAAUCACUCGAGAUCCCCUAAAAAAGUUAAAAUUUCCAGAGUCAAAAAUAAACUCUGAAGAUAAAGUAAUUCCUCCUUACGAGUAUCUUCAAAAUAGAAAACAAAAAUUUCAAAAUCAUUUCAUCGUUUAAUUGUAAUACAUCACUACAGAUGGUGAUUCUUCUCUUAGAAAGAUUUAAGUAAAAUCUUUGAUACAAAACCAAGGUAAAACAUACAGUGUUCCCUCA
Messenger RNA from Tupaia belangeri chinensis (Chinese tree shrew), 3930 nucleotides. It is a transcript of the gene INSYN2A, whose product is annotated as inhibitory synaptic factor 2A. Bases 164 to 1600 code for a protein of 478 amino acids. The record is from RefSeq and is a predicted model, not a curated record. Gene Ontology annotation, cellular component: postsynaptic density. The transcript is spliced from 4 exons. NCBI's taxonomy places the organism in Eukaryota, Metazoa, Chordata, Mammalia, Scandentia, Tupaiidae. Gene Ontology annotation, biological process: inhibitory postsynaptic potential.